UAUGUAUUUCAUUUCAGCACAGAAAGUGAUCUCGACAAUCCCUUUCGACCUGAUGGAGACCUGAGUCGAGAAGCUGAAACUAUUGUCAGUCUCAUUAAGGAAGGAAAGCCUAUUACACCUACAAAGAUGGAGACAGAUGAUUCCGGACUUGGAGAUAUAGUUAAUUCUCCAUUAGAUAGUAUGGAGCCUCUCAUUUCACCUGUCCAAGCCAAUGACGUAAAUUCUGCCAAGUCUGGUAUCAAUGGAAAAGCUCCAACUGAUAAAACUCCUCUAGAACCUGGAGUUGUGGAAGUACAACAUGGAAUUGUCGCACCUUCUGAUACACAACAAGUGGAACCAGUAGUGAUUAAGAAGAACCCAAAAUGCAAAUGUUGUGUGAUCCAAUAGGGAGAUGCCUAUGUGGACUGUUGAAGUUGGUUGUGCGUGAAUGCUCAUCAAGGAUAACAGUCCGUAUACGAGUUAGAAUAAACUGUUUUAAAUAAGAAACCAGCUGACUUUCAAAACAACUUGAUAUUUCUUCAAACUUUGGCAGCUUCUUCAGGGUGGUUACACUUCACUCUGGAAAUAUUUCAGUUAUAGAGUACAUAUUACACUUCACUCUGAAAAUAUUUCAGUUAUGGUACAUAUUACACUUCACUCUGGAAAUAUUUUAGUUAUACAGUACAUAUUACACUUCACUCUGAAAAUAUUUUAGUUAUACGGUACAUAUUACACUUCACUCUGGAAAUAUUUUAGUUAUACAGUACAUAUUACACUUCACUCUGGAAAUAUUUUAGUUAUACGGUAUAUAUUACACGUCACUCUGGAAAUAUUUUAGUUAUACGGUACAUAUUACACUUCACUCUGGAAAUAUUUUAGUUAUACAGUACAUAUUACACGUCACUCUGGAAAUAUUUUAGUUAUACAGUACAUGCAACGUUAAAAUCAUCUCUCUCUCUGUUUAAGUUGUACCGUUGUUGUACUAAAUGUUUUUGUGCCUUUCAUCUCGUCCACUUUCAGAUUAGCAGUGAAGUGACUGGAACGGAUGGCAUAAAAUAAAAGGCUAAUUUUGUACAUUUCACGUUCUUGCUACAUGUUGAAAAAAAUGUAUUACUUGGCUAGAACAGUGAAUUUUUCUACAGAAUCUUCCAAUAAUUGUGUGAUAGAGAAACUGGGGUUCAUAAGAAGAGGCCGUUUGGUUGGACUGUUAAAUGUUCAAACAACCUUUUGAGGGCUUAGCAACAGAUUCAAAAAAUCAAAUUUUUUUGUAUGUUCGUGUUGGUUGCAUUUUGCAUUUCUCUUCUAUAGUUCAAACUCAAAUUAGGUUACUCUUAACCAUUAAGUUUGAAACCAGAGAAUAUAAAAUGUUAUUUUUCAACGUGUAGAAACUAAACUAGCUGUAAAGAAACACACGUUUCCAUGCUUUCAUUUCAGUCGUACAUUUAUAUAUAUUACUGUAAGUAGAACCAUGAAAGUAGCAUUAUAAAUUGACUACAGUAUUUUAAAAGAGAUAUGAACUCCAAAAAAAAAAGACUGAUUCAAUUUUUUAUUAACAGAAAGCUAUAGAAUUAGUGCUAUACAGCUGUGGCAGCUAAACUGUCGACAUGAAAUAUUAGCACCUGAGUAAUAAAUAGUCUAGGUCAGAAACAUAACUGUAUCUUCACCGUUACAGACUUAUUGUGUCUGUUGCUAGACUUGCGUGCUAAAGUCGAACGUAAAGAAGAGCUUAAGUGUGCUCACAAUUGCAGACUUACAUCUGAAAGUGAUAUGCUAGAAUUUGCUUGAUGCUUUUACAGAUCCAGUAGAUUUUAUAAGCUAAUUAUAAGUUAGCGUAGGCGGCUAGAAUGGAUUUUGGCUUAGAAAUUCUGUUGUUUAUUGCAGUGCUCUUUCAGCAUGUAAUCUUAUUUAUAUACUGUCUAAUACGGACAAUAUGUAUGUCGUCCACUUGCAAAAAUGUCCUGUAUAUAACGUACGACUUUUAGCCAGUAUUCUACUUUGGCUGUUUUGCAGAAAUAAUGUAUUUCCAAA
Molecule: messenger RNA, 2007 nt
Organism: Limulus polyphemus (Atlantic horseshoe crab)
Lineage: Eukaryota; Metazoa; Arthropoda; Merostomata; Xiphosura; Limulidae
Exons: 2
Source: RefSeq, a predicted model, not a curated record